Molecule: messenger RNA, 4344 nt
Organism: Suhomyces tanzawaensis NRRL Y-17324
Lineage: Eukaryota; Fungi; Ascomycota; Pichiomycetes; Serinales; Debaryomycetaceae
Gene: SPT6
Product: chromatin-remodeling histone chaperone
Exons: 1
Coding region: 1-4344 (1447 amino acids)
Biological process (GO): nucleosome organization; positive regulation of transcription elongation by RNA polymerase II; transcription elongation by RNA polymerase II
Cellular component (GO): transcription elongation factor complex
Molecular function (GO): DNA binding; nucleosome binding; histone binding
Source: RefSeq, a predicted model, not a curated record
AUGGCCCGAGAAGAGGAAGAGAGAGAAAUCCGUGAUGAUGUUUCCAACAACAGCUCGGACGAAGAUGGAGACAAUGUGUUAGACUCUUCGGAAGAGGACGACGACGAAGAAGAUGAAGAAGCAAUGCAAAAGGUGCGUGAAGGCUUCAUUGUGGACGACGAUGAGGACGACGACCGUAUCAAGAAGAGAAAAAAGAAGAAGAGACGGAGAGAACGUGAACGUUCUAACCAGGUCGAGGACGAUGCGUUGGACGAAGACGAUUUGGAAUUGUUGCUCGAAAACUCCGGAGCAAAGCCAGCACAAGCCAAGUCCAGUGGCAAGUUCAAGAGACUCAAGAGAGCACGUAUAAGUGGCGAGGAUGACGAAGAAUCCGAGCCUGCUCGUGGCAAAGAUUCCGCCAGAGACCCCAGAUCUGGAUUGACCGACAUAUUCUCCGAUGAUGAGGAAAGACAAGGCGAAGAGGAUGAAGAGGAGGAUCGUGGAGUUCAAAAUGAUGGCGAAAGAAACAUUUUGGACGAGUUCGAAGAUUUCAUCGAAGAAGACGAGUUUUCGGACGAUGAUGACGAAGCCAGAAGAAGAGAAAAAAUUGAACAAAGACAAAGAACCAAAAAGAAGGGACCCAGAUUGGAUACUUCAAAAUUGUCCAAUGUUGAUAGAGAAAGUUUGCAACAAUUGUUCGAAGUAUUCGGUAACGGUCAAGAAUACGAAUGGGCUUUGGAGGCUCAAGAAAUUGAAGAUGAAGGCAAUGGUGAGUCCUUGGAGCCAACCUCUUUGGACGAAGUCUUCGAACAUGCCGAAUUGAAGGAACGUAUGUUGACUGAAGAAGACAACUUAAUCCGUAUUAUAGACAUUCCAGAAAGAUUCCAAAAAUACAGAGCCAAUUUAAACUACAUCGACUUGGAAGGAGAGGAAUUACAAAACGAAAAGGACUGGGUAGCCGGUAUCUUGUUCAAGGAAAAACAAGACUUGUUCACAGGAUUCUUGGAAACUCCAUUCAAGGAGGCAGUUGGAAAGGUGGUUGAAUUUAUAUCCAAAGAUGCAUACGAGGUCCCAUUCAUCUGGACUCAUCGUCGUGACUUCCUUCUUUUCUCUCAAGAAAUCAAGAACGAAGAGGGUGGUGUUGAAAACGAUGUCCACAAGUUACUCUACGAAGAUGACUUGUGGAGAAUUGUUCAACUUGACGUUGAAUACCACUCCUUAUACGAAAAAAGAUUAAACACAGAAAAGUUGGUCGAAUUAUUGAAUUUGGACGACGAUUUAGUCAAAGACAUAAAGUCUUUGGACACUAUGGUUGCAGUCCAGGAUUUGCAUGAUUACAUUCAAUUCACCUACUCUUCAGAAAUCAGGGAGUUGGCCAAGAAACAUCAAGAAAACCCUCAAGAAGUCUCGGAUAAUGUGGAAGGACUUGAAAUCGCCAAGUUUGGCAAGAAGCAUUCUAAAUAUGCCUUGUUCGAGAGAAUUAGAUCAAAUAUCUUAUAUGAUGCAGUCAAAGCUUUCGGUAUAAGUGCUAAAGAAUUCGGAGAGAAUGUCCAAGAUCAAUCAUCUAAGCGUUUUGAAGUUCCUUACAGAAUCCAUGCUACUGACGAUACUUUGGAAUCACCGGAUGAUUUAAUUGAAAAGUUAUGUGAAGAUGAUGAAAUCAUUUUCAAAGAAGAAAAGAGUGCUCGUGAUGCAGUGAGGAGAACUUUCUCCGAGGAGAUCUUCCAUAACCCUAAAAUAAGACACGAAGUCAGAUCAACCUUCAAAGCAUACGCUUCUAUCAGUGUGACUAUUACUGAAAAGGGAAGAGCCACCAUUCACAAUCACAGUCCAUACGCCAAUAUCAAAUACGCAAUCAACCGCUCGCCAGCGGACUUGGUCAGAAACCCAGACGUGUUGCUUCAUAUGUUAGAAGCUGAAGCUGCUGGUUUGGCUGUUAUCAAGGUCGAAACCAAGGACUUUGCCAACUGGUUCCAAUGUAUCUUCAACUGUUUGAAGUCUGAUGGUACCUCUGAAAUUUCUGAUACUUGGAACAAGGAAAGAGAAUUGGUGUUGAACAUGGCCUUCAAAAAGUUAUCCAAUAUGAUUGCUUUAAAUACCAAAGAAGACUUGCGUCGUGAGUGUGAAAGAUUGAUUGCCAGUGAAGUGCGUAGAAAGUUCUUGAGCAAGUUGGACCAAGCCCCAUUCACUCCAUUUGGUUUUGACAAGGGUACCAAGCCAAACGUUCUCGCUUUAUCUUUCGGUAAAGGUGACUUUGAUAGUGCUGUUGUUGGUGUGUUCUUAAAAGAAUCAGGAAAGAUCGAUGAGUUUUUCAAGUCUGAAAAUAACCCUACCAGAGACCGUGAGAAUGAAGAACAAUUCUUCGGCCAAUUGAAAGAGUUUUUUGACAAGAGUUUAGAUUACACUAAGCCCGAUGUUAUUGUUGUUAGUGGUUACAACGCCAACUCCAAGAGAUUGUUUGACAGUGUCAAGAAAUUCGUCGAAGAAAACUCCAUUACUGCCAAUGUCGAUGAUUUGCCCAAUAUCAGCAAUGCUCCCUUGAUCAGUGUUAUCUGGGGUCAAGAUGAAACUGCAAGAUUGUACCAAAACUCUGAUAGAGCCACUGUUGAAUUUGCUGACAAGCCUACUCUUGCCAAGUACUGUAUCGGUGUGGCGAGAUAUGUUCAGAACCCUCUUUUGGAAUACGUUGCUUUAGGGGAGGACAUUUUAUCAUUGAGUUUCUACGAGCAUCAAAAGUUGAUCCCUGCUGACCUUGUGAAAGAAGCCAUUGAAUCUGUCUUUGUGGAUAUUGUCAACAUGGUGGGUAUCGAAAUCAAUGAAGCUGUGCGUGAGCCAUAUAUCGCCCAGCUAUUGCCAUACAUCUCAGGUUUGGGUCCAAGAAAAUCUUCAGGAUUAAUCAGAAACAUUAUCUCCAAGCUUGGUUCUAAUCUUUCCAACAGAAGUGACUUGAUUGAAAAUGAACUCUCCACUGCUAACAUUUUCAUCAACUGUUCAUCGUUCUUGAACAUUCCAUUUGAUGAAGGUUCCACUGUAAGAGACUCGUCUGUCGAAUUAUUGGAUGCCACUAGAAUUCACCCAGAAGACUAUGAUUUGGCCAGAAAGAUGGCUGCUGAUGCCCUUGAUUUGGACGAAGAAGACAUGGCACAUGUUGAAGAGCAAGGUGGUAUUAUCUAUCAAUUGAUGCAAGAGGGUGUCAACAAGGUCGAUGAAUUGAACCUUAUCGCCUAUGGUAAAGAAUUGGAAUCCAAAUUCGGUAAAAAGAAAUAUGCCACUUUGCAGAUUAUCAAGGAAGAACUUGUCAACAAUUUCGAAGAGUUGAGAAGAUCCUACCACGUUUUGGAGAGCACCGAAGUUUUCCAAAUGUUGACUGGUGAAACUCCUGAGACUUUGUCGAGAAACACCAUUGUGCCAGUCUCUGUUACUAAGGUUGGUAAGAAUUAUAGAGAUCCAAACUCCAAAAUCAGAUUCGCCAAGGUUGCUACAUCGUCGUUAAUCCAAGGCAGUGUUGAAGAGCAGAACAUUCCUGAUGACAUGGACCUUGACCAAGGCCAAGUAGUGCAAGCAGUGGUGUUGGAAGUGUUCUAUGACAACUUCAAUGCCAAUUUCAGUUUAUUGGAGGAAGAUCUCAUGCGUGCUAAUGCUCCUAAGUUUGUCAAGGAAGCUGGCAAAUGGGAUUUUGAAGCUGAGGAAUUGGAUUUGAAGAAGGAGGCUGCCAAAGAAAGAGCCAAACUUGCAAAGACCAGAAAUAUUCAGCAUCCAUUGUACCAUAAUUUCAAUUUCAAACAAGCAGAGGAAUUCUUGGCCCCACAAUCUGUUGGUGAUUGUGUGAUUCGUCCAUCGUCCAAGGGUUCCAGAUACUUGACUAUCACCUGGAAGGUUGCCAAUAACUUGUUCCAACACCUUUUGGUUGAGGAAAACACCAGUGGUCAUAUCAAGGAAUAUAUCGUUGACCACAAGAGAUAUGCUGACUUGGAUCAGUUGAUUUUCCAACACAUUCAAUCCAUUGCUAAGAAGGUCGACGAGAUGAUCCGUCAUCCAAAGUUCAGAGAAGGUACCUUGUCAGAGGUUAACGAAUGGUUGGAAUCUUACACCAAAGCAAACCCUAAGAAUAGUGCUUAUGUGUUUUGUUUCGACCAUAAGAUGCCAGGUAGCUUCUUAUUGUUGUUCAAGGUCAAUGUCAACACCCCUGUCAGUACAUGGCAUGUGAGAACUGAGGUUGAUGGUUACACCUUGCAGGGAUUCUCAUAUCCAAACAUGCUUCGUUUGUGCAAUGGUUUCAAGCAAACCUUCAAGUCUUAUGUUUCCAGUUCUAGGUCCAGACCUGCCCAGCGUCCGCAAUCUGGAUAUGAUGGUUAUGGAUAUUAG